CUUUUUUUGUUUCCUUCCCCGAGGGGAUCAGAUUUACUCCGGGAAGGAUUCAAUAGACUCCAUUUCCAGAGAAUCACUCCGCGUCAGACCCAUAGGUCAGACCCCACAGGGACAAGCCUCCUGCUGCACUGGAAUAACAUCCGAUCCUAAUUACCGUGGUCUGGUUUGUAUCUAGUGAGAUCAAGAAGACUAACUGAGGUGGUUUAUGUGAAGGCAUGGAGCGCACCAGAGCAGCGCGUAAAAGCGAGUGGCUUCGGAGCGCUUUGGCCCACCACCACUGCCCGGAUCCCGGCGUGGAGAACGAAAUCGUGGUCCUCGCUUCUGGAAUAGACCAAUACCUGCAGGAGGUCUUCCACCACCUGGCCGUACCCAACCGAGAGGACACGGUGUCGGCGGAGGACUUCAGCGCGCUGUGUGUCGUGCUGGGGAUCCCUGGAAAGAGGAAGAUCAGUGGAGAAAAAGACGAGGAAAAUGAAGAGUUUGCAGAAGUUUGUUCGGUGCUUCCCAGCCAGCUGUCCUUUAAAGACUUCCACUCGAGGCUCUGUGGAUAUUUCCGUGUGCGCAGUGCAAGGAGAGGGGACUGCGCGUGGCGGCUGCCGGUUACCGAGGAUACGGAGCUCGUGCAGCGGCAGAUCAGGGUCCGGUGGCCGAGGGUGAGGAGGAGGAAAUGUGUGAGUUUUGAUCUGGAGAGGGAUCACAACAGAGCCGAGAACAGGGGGAUGAGAGGAAGAGGAGCAGAGGACAGGAGCGAGUCAGAUGAGGUAGCAGCUCUGAGGGAGCUGGUGGAGGACCUCCGCUCGGCGCUGCAGGGGAGCGACGCUCGCUGCCUGGCCCUGGAAGUCGCCCUCCGUCGGGAGAGGACCCUCCCCCUCACCUCUCCUCCCAUCUCCACCUCCACAGCUUCAUCUCCAACCACCUCCAUUACCCUGGUGCAGGGAAAGCUGGUACCAACACAGAGGAUCAAAGGACAGUGCAGUGGUUCUGGGGGAGACGCAGCGAGGAAGGGGGCACGAAGACAGGAAAUCAGGGACCCUCUUAUACGUGAGCUGAAGCUGAUUCGCUCGUCACGUGACGGACAGCUGGAGGAGGCCAUGAAGUUCAAUGAGCGCAUGGAGGAGGAGCUGAGAUGGGCGUACCAGGAAGUGCAGAAGCUUCACGGAGUGGAGUCUGCUCUGAGGAAGGAGAACGCUCAGAUCAGGAGGAGGGCAGAAGAGGCCAGGGAGGCUCUGAGUCAGGGGCUCCAGAGGGUCCGGAUGAUCCAGCAGGUGGCUCAGUGUGUGCCGCAGCUUCAGACCACCAUCACACAGCUGGAGACAGAGCUACAGCAGUACAGAUCCCGCUGCACCUGCAUCCCUAAUCCAAAUCAACACAUGUACCCAAUUGGUGAAGAUGACGCCUGUGACAAGACAGAGGCGGGGUGUCUGCAGAGAGCAGUGGAAGGGAAAGAUGCCUCUGAUGAAGAGGAGGAUGACAGAGGGAUGAGAGAGGAAGGACAGGGCUGCCUGUUGGAGGUGAAGAAGAGCCGACUGCACAGCUGUGGAAAAGGAUGUCAGAGCCAUAUGGGUUCUCAGAGUCACCUGCAUGAUAGAAACUUCAUCAGCACUUUUAAGGACAGCAGGGGGCGCUACAACCAGAAAGGACAAAACCAAGAGCAGCCAGAGGGAGGCAGCUUUGAAAAAGAAAAGAGGCCUAAAGAAGAAGAGGACAAGACGAGGCCGGAGGAGAAGACACGUCUGUCUCUGCUGGAGGAGAAACUCACUGAUGCUCUUACACUGCUGCUGCAGCUACGCAACAAGAACGUGUCCCGCAGGACCCUGGGGAAGAUAGUGAUGGAUACUCUGGAUGUGUGCAGGACUGGAGAUGGUCCCUGUCAGGUUCUGCAGGUCGCUGACGCUCUCUGUCUCCGGCUGUCCUCCAGGGAUCUGCUGGGAAUCGGAGGGGAUGAUGAAGGAGGAGAGAGCAGAGAGAAAGGCCUGGUUUCAUCUUCAGGGUGUCAAACCAGCAGCGGAAACCCUCUGCUCAUCUCCUGUUAGAUAAAGAUCUGAUAUUCAACUUUAAAGGUCACCUAUUACACUGUUUUUCAUCAAUAGGUCUCAGAUAUAUACAAAACAUGUCUCUGAAG
Trematomus bernacchii (emerald rockcod) is the source of this 2122-nucleotide messenger RNA. Its product is annotated as EF-hand and coiled-coil domain-containing protein 1. The transcript has 9 exons. The coding region runs from base 216 to 2033 and encodes 605 amino acids. Lineage: Eukaryota; Metazoa; Chordata; Actinopteri; Perciformes; Nototheniidae. The record is from RefSeq and is a predicted model, not a curated record.